This is a messenger RNA of Chlamydomonas reinhardtii, 3035 nucleotides long. RefSeq lists its product as uncharacterized. Bases 68 to 2587 code for a protein of 839 amino acids. The record is from RefSeq and is a predicted model, not a curated record. Gene Ontology annotation, molecular function: serine-type endopeptidase activity. Lineage: Eukaryota; Viridiplantae; Chlorophyta; Chlorophyceae; Chlamydomonadales; Chlamydomonadaceae. The transcript is spliced from 25 exons. Gene Ontology annotation, biological process: proteolysis.
GUGCAUCCACUCAUUUCCCAACACGUACAACAAAGGAAGGUGGCAUAGUGCAACACACUGCGUCACGAUGGUUUCGGCCUCCCAAAUUAUAGUGCCGAUAGGUGCAGCUGCAGCUUCGGUGCUUGUGGGCCUGGGAGUCGGCAGGCGCACGGCUGGCGGCGUGAACCUGCGGCGGCAGCUAAAUGGCAACCACAAGUGGCUGAACCGGCAGGAGCGGCAGGUGGCCAGUGCGCUCAUCCAGGCCGGCAAGGGCUACCUGUUCAGCAACUGGCCGCCGCCGGGUGUGCAUGACGCGGAGAAGCGGCGACUGCUGGCGGCGGCGGCGCGCGGCGUGGACAGCGCCGCGGCGGCAGCGGAGGCGGACCGGCUGGCUGUGCUGGUGCCGCCGGCCGCGCCGCAGGAGCCGCGGGUCAUCGAGGCGCACGGCGACAGCCGAACCGACAAGUACUACUGGCUGCGUGAUGACGAGCGCAAGGCGCCCGCGGUGCUGUCGCACCUGAACGCCGAGAACGCCUACAUGCGUGCGGUCAUGGCGGACACCGAGGAGCUGCAGGAGUCGCUGUACCUGGAGAUGCGGGCGCGCAUCAAGGAGGACGACACGCAGGUGCCCGCGCGCUACCAGGGCUACUACUACUACACGCGGCAGGAGACGGGCCAGCAGUACGGACUGCACUGCCGCCGCCGGGUGCCGGCCGCGGCGGCGGCGCCCCGCGAGACGGACGUGCUGGACGAGGCGGAGCCGGAGGAGGUGCUGCUGGAUGAGAACGCGCGCAAGGCCAGCCUGGGCGUGUCCUACUACUCGGUGUCGGGCUGCGAGACCAGCCCCGACCAGCGCCUGUACGCCUGGGCCGAGGACACCGUGGGCGGAGAGAAGUACACCCUGCACGUCAAGGACCUGAGCACGGGCGCCGAGCUCACGCGCGGCGGCAUCCCGGGCAUGAGCGGCAACUUCGAGUGGGCGGCGGACAACGCCACCCUGUUCUACGUGGUCAAGGACCACCUGGACCGGCCCUACAAGGUGCUCCGCCACAAGAUCGGCACCAACCCCACCCAGGACGUGGUGGUGUUCGAGGAGGCGGACGAGGCCUUCUACGUGGGCGUGGGCAAGAGCCGCUCAGAGAAGAUCAUCUACAUCAGCAGCGGCUCGGCAGUGACCAGCGAGAGCCGCUACCUGCGCGCGGACACACCCGAGGGCGAGUUCCGCGUGGUGCUGCCGCGGGUGCAGGACACGGAGUACAGUGUGGCGGACCGCGGAGACUGGCUGUUCAUCACCCUGCGCGACCCCGCCCGACCCAACAGCGAGCUGCUGCUGGCGCCGCUGGCGGACCCCUCCAAGGCGGAGGUGCUCAUCCCGCACAGCCGCGAUGUGAAGCUGGACGGCGUGAGUGUGGGUGCCGACUACCUGGUGGCCUGCAGCCGCCGCGGAGGGCUGGAGCGGGCCGCAGUGCACAAGCUGCCGCCGGGCCUGGGUCGGCCCGUGGGGCCCCUGGGGGAGGGCGAGGAGAUCAAGUUUGAGGAGCCGGCAUACAGCCUGAGCGCGUACCUGACUGGCGACUUCGACUCCCCCAUCCUGCGCAUGAGCUACACCUCCCUCACCACACCCGCCACUGUCAUCGACAUGCACCUGGGCACGGGCAAGCGCUGUGAGAAGAAGGUGGCGCCGGUGCUGGGCGGCUUUGACAAGUCGCGCUACGUCACACAGCGCCUGUGGGCCACAGCGCCAGACGGCGUCAAGGUGCCCAUCAGCCUGGUGUACCGCAGGGGCCUGGCGCGGCUGGACGGCAGCGACCCCAUGAUGCUGGACGGCUACGGCUCCUACGAGAUCUCCAACGACCCCUACUUCAGCUCCACGCGCCUGUCGCUGCUGGACCGCGGCUUCGUGUUCGCCAUCGCGCACAUCCGCGGAGGCGGCGAGAUGGGCCGCUACUGGUACGAGGACGGCAAGCUGCAGAAGAAGGCCAACACCUUCACCGACUUUAUCGCGGCGGCAGAGCACCUCAUCACCAGCGCCAAGCUGGUGACGCCGCAGCGGCUGUGCAUCGAGGGCCGCUCCGCGGGCGGGCUGCUCAUGGGAGCGGUGCUCAACAUGCGGCCCGACCUCUUCCACGCCGCCAUCAUUGGCGUGGGCUUCGUGGACGCACUGACGACCAUGCUUGACGACACCAUCCCGCUCACCAUCAUCGAGCGCGAGGAGUGGGGCGACCCCGCUGCCGACGCGGCGGUGUACGCCUACAUGAAGAGCUACAGCCCGGUGGACAACGUGAGGGCGCAGCGCUACCCGCACAUCCUGGCCAUUGCCGGGCUGCACGACCCCCGCGUGGGGUACUGGGAGCCGGCCAAGUUCGUGGCCAAGCUGCGUGAGCACAAGACCGACCGCAACCUGCUGCUGCUCAAGACCGAAAUGGGUGCCGGGCACUUCAGCGUCACGGGCCGCUUCGAGAGGCUCAAGGAGGUGGCCUUUGAGUUCGCCUUCCUGUUCAAGGUGCUGGGCAUGAUGCACACGCCCCUGGCCGACGGACCGCUGCCCGCGCCCGCACCCGCACCCGCGCCCGCGGCGCCGGAUGCGGCGGCGCCCGCUGCCAAGUGAGCGCGGCGCUGAGCCAGGCGAGCGAGGAGGCCGUCUGGGGGCGGAGCGAGCGGCAGGGCGGGGACCAGGAGCAGGCGAGGGAGGUGCAUGUGUGAGGCUGUCGAGUGGUGGACACUGCCGGGGUGUCUAGCUGUAUGGUAGUGCGGCGCAGUGGAAGGACGUGGGCUUCAUGUGGCGGUUGACUGGCGUGCGGAGAGGAGGGAACGGGUGUGCGGCUCGGGUUUGGAGUCGUGGAGUGGAGCGGAGUCGGUGGAGCGAGAGAUGGCAGUAAGGCAUGUGACAGAGGCGAGGCGGCCGCUUUAAGGAGGGCUCAUACCAAAAAGAAACGCGCAUGUCACACACGUGAGGAUUUGCCCUUGGCUCCCCCUUGCUUACUUGGGCAAACCUCACGCAGCUCCGCUCAGAGUCUGGGGGUGAUUUUGGGUGAAUUGAUUAAUUCUGGACUUUG